This is a messenger RNA of Archocentrus centrarchus (flier cichlid), 1189 nucleotides long. RefSeq names its product bMERB domain-containing protein 1. Bases 142 to 717 code for a protein of 191 amino acids. The transcript is spliced from 6 exons. The record is from RefSeq and is a predicted model, not a curated record. NCBI's taxonomy places the organism in Eukaryota, Metazoa, Chordata, Actinopteri, Cichliformes, Cichlidae.
UGUAUUGACCCACAUGUUUCGGCAAUGCUGCUCGGACCCCGUAGAAACCUUUUAAUAUUCGUUUACAGACUGCGCGAUUAUCUCCUCUGAAUUUCCUCUGCAGAGAAAAAGGCAAGUUUUUAUUUUUUUCUUCUGAAGACCAUGGAGAAGGAGAGAAAAUCCUCUCAACUGUAUGGCGCGCUGGAAAAGACGCAGGUGGAUGAAGCGACGGAGAAAUCAACAGAUGAUGUCAUUUCGAUGGCCGACUCCACAAUCACAAUCGAGGAUAUUGAAGGAGAGCUGUUCAGAAUUGAACGAAUACGAGACAUUCUCGUACGGCGAGAGUCGGAGCUGAGAUACAUGAUGGAUGACAUCCAGCUCUGCAAAGAAAUCACAAGGCUGAAGCAGGAGCUGCAGAAACUUGUUUCAAUCCCAGACAAAGACAAGUCCAAAGAGGACAGGGAGAGAGAAGAGGAGCUGCUGCAGCAGAUCAACAAGCUGGUGGAGACCAGAGACUUCCUUGUGGAUGACGUAGAGUUUGAAAGGCUGAGGGAAAUAGAGGAAGAUAGAGAAAUGGCCGCCUUCUUACAGUCCAAAUUUCCCAAAGCUUUGGCUGCAAGAGGUGCUUCGCAAGAUCAGAAGGUGGGGUCUAAAUCCCAGACAUCAGCACCGUUUAUCUCCAAAACCGGACUGACGCUGCUGAAGGACUGCUGCGGCUUCACCUGCUCCAUCAUGUAACUGUCCAGAGGAAAACUGCUGAUUCUUAAAGCACUUCCUCAGUGCUUUCAUGCAUCCGUUGUGUCCUUACAAGAAAGAUUAUAUGCGUUUUGCUGUAAUAUAAGUGACAUGUAUUAAAAUAAUUUAUGCGACUUGCUGCGGUGAAAUACUGUGUUUAUAUGUAUUGCAGCAGGAAAGCUUGCCGCCUUAUGAAUCUGCUAAUGAUUCCUGCUCAGUUACGGUUGUUAGAUGUUAUUAUAGCUGCUCUGACAGUGCCAUUAGCCAUUGGGGAUAUAUUAGAAAGUGGAAGUACAGAUAUCCCAGAGAGAGCAAAAAUCACUUACCAAUCUCACUUGGGCAUUUGCUGUGGUUGAUGAUUAUUGUAAUGACAUUGUUAUGACUUUAACUGGGCAUUACUUUUAUUGUUUUAUUGUUUUUUAGUAAGAAGUCAUACAGUACCAUAUUUGUUUUAAAAAAAGAAAGCGUUCAACAC